CCUCAGCUUUCACUCCAAACCCUAACCAACCGAUCUCUUUCGCCGAUCCCAGAAACCUUCUGAAUCGUUUAAUUGACGCUACGCCGUGGAAUCUGGGCGAAACAAAUCCACGAUGGCAGCCUCCACCACCAGCCAGGUCUACAUCCAGGUAAUCGACGAUGUCGUGAACAAGGUCCGCGACGAGUUCGUCAACAACGGUGGUCCCGACGACGAAGUUCUCAAGGAGCUUCAAUCUAUAUGGGAAUCGAAGAUGAUGCAAGCUGGUGCCAUUGUUGGUCUCAUAGAAAGGUCCGGGGCGCCUAAGCCAACGCCUGGUGGUCCAAUUACUCCGGUUCAUGAUCUUAACAUGCCUUAUGAGGGGACUGAGGAGUAUGAAACUCCCACAGCGGAAAUGCUUUUCCCCCUUACGCCAUUGCAAACUCCUCUUCAAACCCCUUUACCAGGAACUGUGGAUAACUCAAUGUAUAACAUUCCCACUGGACCUAGUGACUACCCGUCUGCUGGAAAUGAGCCUGGUGCAAAUAACGAGAUAAAAGGUGGAAGGCCUGGUCCAUACAUGGUAAAGCUCAUUUUGUGA
Glycine soja is the source of this 577-nucleotide messenger RNA. Its product is annotated as TFIIA-alpha and beta-like factor. The coding region runs from base 113 to 577 and encodes 154 amino acids. The record is from RefSeq and is a predicted model, not a curated record. Lineage: Eukaryota; Viridiplantae; Streptophyta; Magnoliopsida; Fabales; Fabaceae. Gene Ontology annotation, biological process: transcription initiation at RNA polymerase II promoter; transcription by RNA polymerase II. Gene Ontology annotation, cellular component: transcription factor TFIIA complex. The transcript has 3 exons.